Molecule: messenger RNA, 2568 nt
Organism: Nothobranchius furzeri (turquoise killifish)
Lineage: Eukaryota; Metazoa; Chordata; Actinopteri; Cyprinodontiformes; Nothobranchiidae
Source: RefSeq, a predicted model, not a curated record
UUGAGAUGACGUCAGUGUCGAAGCAGCAAAGUUUAAUGGCCGAGAGUUUUACGAGUAGUUGUUGCUUUUCCAUUUGGUUGUAAUCGGUUUCAGGUCCGGACCGGAUUAGUCCUACGGGCACCCGGAUGACAGGCUCGCUACAAGACGGCAAGUUGAGGAAAGCAGCAGCGCUGAGCUUCAGGGAAAUCAGGACCGAGGCAGAAAUCUUCACGGAGUCUGGGACGACUGUCAAAGUCAAAGUCAAAGUCAAAGUCAUUUAUUGUCAUAUUCUCCACAUGUGCAGGACAUACAGAGAAAUGAAAUUCAGUUUCAGCACACACAAUUCAAAGAUCAGACAUACGUGGGUAAGACACAUAACAAGAAUUGGUGACUGCGGUCAUUCGCAACAUGAGUCGCGCUACCUUAAUAGUUAGAUGAAAAGGGUGUUACAUGAGGAAAGUUCAGGGAGGGGAAAAAAGGCAUUAACAGGGUUACACCAGCAGGGUGUAGCACUCUAAUGCAAAAAAACACCCGACAUGGAAGCACAGACAGCACGUAUACAACAUCAGAGUCCGAUGGGGAGGUGGGGGUGGGCGGGAUCCUGAAGCCUCCAAUGGGAGCUGCCACUGCGGCGCAUCGACCAGCUGCAGACCAACAGGUGGGAGGGAGAGAUAAGGAACAGAGAGCACAUUGAAGUUCCUGCAGAAUCUGAAGGAAGAGGGUGAAGGUCGGGACACAGCAUCUGUCGGCAUUCCUCCUUUUUGUGGGGGUGUGUUGAGGCAGCCUUGAGAGGCUGCUAUGGCGUCAGAUAAGGAUAAACAUGACUUUGUUUAGGGCAGACAGAGAUAGUCUUCCUCUCCGUCUUGUAGUCUCUAAGUGGUCAUUCAUGUCCACCAGUGAAGCCAAUUUUACAUUCCACAUCCCCGCAUCGUCCGGCGACCCUCUCCGAGAUCAAAUCCAUCUUGCGCACUAACACAGGCAACGCCGCAAGGACAUUGUCCAGCUUACGGUUCACCUCGAGUAACGUCCCAGUCUGUGAGGUCACCGCACGAGCGGCACAUUCCGUGGGUACGGGUCGCACUCCAAUCGCUCCCGUCUUCCCAAAUUUCCAGAAAACCAGAUAUCCUCCCACUCCAAUCAGAAGAAAUCCAGUGAUCAUUAGGCCGAAUAUCCACAAAUCUUCCACGUCCUCGAUGGACAGCUGAGAGAGGCACACGAUUCGCCAGACCUCCCAAGAAUCGAGUGCAUAUCCCGAUGCGAAUGUCCCCUCGGGACAGGUGGGAGCCCCCUUCUCCGUUCUCAUCGUAGAAAAAAUUUUGUCAAUCACGUUGAAUGACCAAUUAAUUAAGUCCAUAUUUCCAAAAAAGAGUAGUGGUUUCAGGAGAAAUGCAGAGAAGUGCUCUGUAGGCAGACAGGACAAGAGCCUUGGGGAAGCCGAUAAGGGAGCUGAGAAAAAAGCGUCUGUACUCUCUGAAGGCUGCAGAAGAGCUGUGAACAGCGACGUGCGCCCCCCGGUGGUGAGAACACAACAACAGAAGAGAGAGGAACCGGACAGGAGUGGAGAUUCUCUGUUUAAGGGGAAGCCAGUGGAGUUGUUGCAGAGCGCGGGUGUUGUGAUGGGUGGUUUGUGAUAACAACACGUGCUGGUUCUGGAGGGAUGUGCUGGGGAGCCCAAAGAGGUGGAGUCAGUCCAGGAAGUGACAAGACAUCACGCUGGUUUGUGCCACUCGGACAAAGAGAACUGAGUGGAGUUCUGUUUGUCAGGACCUUAGUUGGAUCUGCUGUGGACCAGGACGAGAACAGCUGCUUUAGUGGAGAUCUGGACAUCUGCAAUGGGGGACGCCUUUGGUUUGGUCUACUGUCUGGCUAAGGAGGAGGACUAUGAGCAGGUCAUGAAGAUCUGCACUUCAAAGGACUACAACGGACUGGACUACCUGCCUGCCUUCUUUCACCGCUGGCUGAAGGAACCUGGACGGAUCGUCCUCUUGGCUUGGAUGAAAGACAGAGUGGUGGCGCUGGAAUCUGCCUUGCUCGUGGAUGGGGGUCAGACGGUUGUGUUUCAGGGUCGCAGGGUGGUUUCUGACCUCAGAGGCAGUGGCAUCGCUGGCGUCCUCCACAGUCAUGUGACCUCCUACGUCCGCAGUCAGUACCCAGAAGUCUGUGCUGUCAGAAUGAGCCGAGGAGACCAUCCUUCAGAACGAAUCCUGUCUAAGUACAGACUUGUUGCUAAAGAGACAGGUGUUCUCGUCAUCAGAGCAUCUCUGGAGGAGAACCCGGACCAGGACAAGAUCUGUGGAAUGGAUCAGAUGGAUGUUAACGGGAACUAUCUACAUUCUGUCAGAGAAACCAGAAUAACCUCUAGAUCUGACCCAGAAUCUGCACCUGGACCCAAAUACAAAGAGCAGCAGAACCAGUUCCAUCCAGUAAACCCAGAAGUUUCAAACAAAAACGCUUCAACGAGGACCGAUUGAUCCACUUUACGCCCAGAAUCAGAACCAGGGGAUCUUUUAAUCUGGAAACUCCUCCGACAAACAUCAAGCGAAUCAAUAAGACACGAGGCCCCUGAGACCCGACGUUGGACCUGAGGCG